Messenger RNA from Rotaria socialis, 1659 nucleotides. NCBI's taxonomy places the organism in Eukaryota, Metazoa, Rotifera, Eurotatoria, Philodinida, Philodinidae. The record is from the annotation of a GenBank genome assembly.
AUGAAAAUUUUUAUUCAAUUUCUUAUUUUUCUAAACUUUUUAUCUGGAUCAUUAUGUGUUUCAAUAAAUUAUGACCAGAAAAACUCAUUUGACGAAAUUAAAAGAAAUUUAUUAAAUAAUAACAAUGCUACAAAACAAUUAUUAUCUGAAAAAGAAUUGAAAUUAAUUCGAUUUAUUUCAUAUUUGACAUAUAUGCAGACAACAGGAACCAACUUAACAUGGAAAGGUUGGGAAAAAAACUAUGAUGGUUCCCAACUCGAUCUAGAUGCUAUUCGAUAUCCUUUGGCUCACAUCGGUUAUACAGCUGCAGCAUUAGCCCAUAGAACACCAAAUUAUCGCGAAUUAGCAAUCAAAAUAUUAAAAGAUACCAUUGAACGUAUGCUAAAAAUUGAAGUAUGGGGAUAUAUUGAUCAUUAUUGGAAAAAAGCAGCUACAUUUCCUGAUCCGGUUUCCUAUGAAAAUAUAAUGUAUAGUGGUCAUUUAUUACAAUUGUUGACGCUGUAUGAAAGUAUCUCAGGUGAUUUCAGAUAUGAUACUGAUGGAUUUGAUUUCUUAUGGAAUAAAACUGAUUAUCCAAUAACUAAAAUCCAUUAUACAACAACUAAAUUAGCUUAUGCCAUUUAUGACCAAAUGAACGAAGAAUCAUCAGCUGGUGUAUCAUGUGAACCAGGUUGGAUUUAUACAAUUUGUCAAAAUCAUCCACAUCUCGGAUUUCGACUCUAUGAUCUUGUUCAUAAUAACAGCAGAAAAUUUUCUCAAAUAUCAUCAAAAUGGAAAGAAUAUUUGAAAACGCAUGCAUUAGAAGAUAUACCAUUGUAUAAAAAAGAUCGAUAUUUUAAAAUGUUAUAUCAAAGAGAAACUCAUAUUUGGGUACCAUUUUUUGCAUCAACAGGUAAUGAUGGAUGGAAUCUAGCGUGGAUGUCAUCAUGGUUUGAUUAUAAUGAAACAUCUAAUUUUAUUUGUGAUGGAUGGAAAAUAAUGUAUAACAAUCAAUACUGGAAACCAUCUGAAAAUUCGACACUACCUGGAUGUUUUUUGGAUAGUGGUGGCUAUAUUGGUGUCCGAAUGCAAUUGAAUAGUUGGGUUGCAACAUCAUUCUAUCCGGUUGUUGAAAAACAAUGUUCAAUAGAAGCAACAGAGAAAUUAAAUUGUACUUAUUCAUGGUUUGAGAAUAAUUUUGGAACUUUGUUAGAUACAGAUAAUGAUCAUUAUUUUGAAUCAUAUUAUUAUGAAACAAAUACAUUUUAUUCUAAUUGGGUUACUUCUAAUAUAUUACUAUCAUUAUUAAUGGGUGAAAAUGGAUAUAAUACAAGAUCAUUUCUAAGAACUAUUUAUAAUAGUAAAUUUUAUGAAAAAUUUCUAAAUAAUGAACCAGAAGUUUUACUGGUUGAAUAUCCAUCUAUACGUGUUACUCGAGCUCAAUAUGAUUCAAGUACAAAGUCACUUUUGAUUAAUUUCAAUACAGAAAAGCCAAUGAUAUUAUCAACAAUAUUUCAAAUUAAAUAUCCUAAUUCUCUAUUAAGUAUUUCAAAUAUAACACGGGACAACUAUAGUGAUGGAUUCACAGUUAAUCAAAUUUCAAAUGUUAUAAUAGAAAUUCAAUAUACUUAUAACACAAUCGAUAAACAAGAAACAGAAUUCAACAUUUUAUUUCAUUAG